AAAUUCUGUUUUUAUUUCCUCCUCCAGGACAUCUACAUGUUCGGAGGCAAAAUCACAAACGAUGACGGUUCAGAGACAUCGUCCAACGAAAUCCAUAAACUCAGCAUCGAUGAAGUGGAAGGUUCCUCUGUAUGUUGGGAUUCCUCCGGCUCGUCGGCACGGCCACGCCGCCUUCAUCCUGCACAGCCACGUCAGCAGAAACAUCCAUAUCUGAUCAGAUUUAUUGUUGUGACUGUUGUAAAAGAAAACUGUUUGUUGCAGCUCUACGUGUUCGGAGGGAAAAAUGAGGAGCAGGAUUUUAAUGACCUGAAGGUGAUGAAACUCAUUAACCCUUCUGAAAGACAACCAGUGAUGAAGGAGAUUCUGUCAGAGUUGGGUCUGCAGGGCGUCAGCCACAGCUUCACUCCCACCAAAGUCCCAAAUGUCCGUUACGAUCUGAGCGAGCCGGCUCCGUCUAACCAGCCCAGGACCACGGCAGCUGGUGUACAGGUGUUCGCCCACAGAGACUUCAGCAUGGUGCGAGACCAGGCCAUGAAAAUGAUCCAGACUGCCUUCAGCCUGCUGGACCAGGAGUUUCAGAAACUGGAUCGGGAGAAGUUGGAGCUUUUUAAAUCUGCUGCGGCUCUGCAGAAAGACAAAGAGGCUCAGGAAGCUCAGAGACGACGACAACAAGAGGAGCUAAAAGAGAUGUUGGAACGACAUCGUUCUCAGAACGAGGCAUGGCUGCGAGCGAGAGCCGAGGAAAACGACCGAGAGAGGAGGGAGCUCUACAGACUCAGAGAGGAGGUUUUGCAGGACCAGGAGAGGCUGAAGGAGGAGCAGAUCAGCAUCCAGAAACGGAGCGAACAUCUCCUCUCCAUCAUGCAGCAGUUCAAAGGAAUGUGAAAAAAA
Molecule: messenger RNA, 891 nt
Organism: Austrofundulus limnaeus
Lineage: Eukaryota; Metazoa; Chordata; Actinopteri; Cyprinodontiformes; Rivulidae
Product: ubiquitin carboxyl-terminal hydrolase 8
Exons: 8
Coding region: 37-885 (282 amino acids)
Molecular function (GO): protein binding
Source: RefSeq, a predicted model, not a curated record